UCCGGCCAAAACGAAUUUAAUAAUCUUUAAUGUAUAUGUAUAUAUAUAUGGAGAGGGAGGGACAGAGAGAGAGUCCUGUUCCUUUUGCCGUCUCUUUCCCUGGGACGUGUAAGGACAGAACCGAGAAAGGGCCGGAAAGGAAGGAAGAAAAACUCGACCACCUCAGUCCCUCCUUCCCUUGUUGGUGCGUCGGACUGGUAUGUGAUGGGUUCGGGCAGUGGGUGCAGUUGCCGGGCACACCAUCUCUGCGUCAUCGUCAUGAUCAUCACCAGCUUCUUCCGCCAUAAGCUCACCACCACCUCCUUUCUCUUCUCCUCCUCCUGCUGAGAAACGCCCCUCGCCACCAGCUUAACCGCAACCCUGCUCUACUCUUCGAGUGGAGGAUAUUGAUCUUAGGUGUUAUGGAAUUCGCCUGAACGAAGGGCCAGGGCUCUGGCGUAAUGGCCGGUAGCAGCGUCUUCAGCGGAGAGCCGUCGUCCGAUGUCACCCCUCUGAUUUCCUCGCCCCGCAACUCGAUGGCUCCGCCGCUUUGCUCUUCUCAGAGCUUUCACGGUUCAACAGCCAUGGUCAAUCUUCAGAGGCCUGCAUCAGACGCAUCUGGAAGAUCAUUUCCCAGACCAUGUGACCAGGACUGGGAUGAAGGAUUAGAUGACUCUGUUAAUGCAUGCGAAAAAAAAAGAAGGCUGAGGCCUGAUCAAGUUCGCUUCUUGGAGAAGAGCUUCGAGUUGGAGAACAAGUUGGAACCUGAAAGGAAGGUGCAACUAGCAGUCAAUUUGGGGCUCCAACCUCGCCAGGUUGCUAUUUGGUUCCAAAAUCGCCGAGCUCGAUGGAAGACUAAGCAACUCGAGAAAGAAUAUGAUCAGCUGAAAGAGAAGUAUGACAGGUUGAAGGCUGAUCAUGAAGCCUUGAUCCAUGAGAAGGAAAAUCUUCAAGCUGAAGUCAUCAUGUACACAAAUUUAUUGAACUCCGAUAAGGAAGACAGAAGAGAACCACAAUCAGUUCCAGAUGUGAACAAAGAUCUUCAGAGCUCCCAGUAUGGACAUGCUGAUGCUCCUUCACGUGAGGAGCGUCUGGAGGAAGCCAUCCUUGCACAUAAACCAAAAUUCAGUUCUGCUAGCGUUGCCACUAUUGACCCUAAUCGCCAGCAGGUCUCUGAAGUCUCUCGAGCAGAUGAAGGCCAAGCGGAACUUGAAAAGAACCUCAUCACUGAGAGUCCUUAUGUUCCAAAAGUGGAGGAUGCCAUGUACAAGGAUCCGCCAGAAGGCGACUCUGCUAGCUAUGGGUUUGUGUCUGAGGAUCAGUAUCUCUGGUUUUGGCCCCUUUGAGCGUGUUUCCAAAUUUAGUUUGCUUCAUUGUGCAUAUUGUUUCGGUUGCUUCAUUGUGCAUAGAAACCAAUAAAUUGGAGAGAGGGGGAGAGAUUUCUGCUUUUCA
Nymphaea colorata (pocket water lily) is the source of this 1431-nucleotide messenger RNA. RefSeq names its product homeobox-leucine zipper protein HAT5-like. Gene Ontology annotation, molecular function: DNA-binding transcription factor activity, RNA polymerase II-specific; sequence-specific DNA binding. The record is from RefSeq and is a predicted model, not a curated record. Gene Ontology annotation, cellular component: nucleus. The coding region runs from base 441 to 1325 and encodes 294 amino acids. NCBI's taxonomy places the organism in Eukaryota, Viridiplantae, Streptophyta, Magnoliopsida, Nymphaeales, Nymphaeaceae. Gene Ontology annotation, biological process: positive regulation of DNA-templated transcription. The transcript is spliced from 3 exons.